AUGAGAAACAGACGCAACAACAAUACUGCUGAACUUACUAUCUCUCAGGAUGAACCCGAUUCUCUUACGCAAGAAAUGAGGGAUUUGGUAAAAAAAAGAGACUUUGACGAGUUUGCAGUAACGCAAGUCAGAGCCACUACUCAGCUUUUGAAUAAGUUACGAAGAAUAGAGGAAGACAUUGAAGAGCUAAAUAGUAAACAAAAGCUAUUUCUCGAUAGCAUCAAAGAAAAUAUUGAUAGUGUUUUAGAGGCUGUCGAUAGCUUCAAUAAGAUUAAUAAUAACGACAAUUCAUCAUCGUUUUCUUCAAGCUCUUCUUCACCGCCAAAAAUCUUGUAUACUGUGCUUACUAAAAAGAUGAGUAGCAUUCAUAAGCGUGCAAAAUUAGUUGAAGAAGGUGUAUUGUCUGACAAUGCGCAAUUGGAUGUGGGGCUUGUGUACAAUCUAAAUUCGCGGUUUACUGAUGACAGAAACGAACUUGUAACGGAGGCGUAUGUGAAGGCAAUGGAGGAAGAGCAUAAAAUCCAGGAUGAAGACGUGCGUCGUAGGGAGAGUUGGAAUAGAUAUAAUGUAAGACGAAUAGCGCAGACGUAUUUUGCAACACUAAAACGUGCAGCGGGAAAAUCAGGAGAGAAAAUCAAAAACGAAACGACGAGGAGCAGGCGAAAUAAACGGUUAAUAGAUGUAAAAGGAAUUUUAUGCCGUCCUGUAAGCGAAGUUAAGAAAGCAUUCACAAGUGAAGUUUGCUCACCUGAAAUUAGCGGAGAUGAAAACGGAGUACGUGUGAGAUAUGUACCUGUCCUGCCAUUCCGCUCCGAUGAGGCUUUGAACAUUCGUGAUAAAAUAGUCGAUGAAGUUGAACGAUUCAGAAGAGCGGAGAUGAAGAAAAAAGGAAAGCAUUUGCGCAGUUGUCCCGAUAAACGAAUUACUGUGAACACUUACGAAAGAAAAUAUGAAGAACUGAAAGAAAUAAUUCCUAAACCUUCUGACACGUAUCCUAUCUGGGCUCUUCGCGAGCAUAUUGAAAGAUAG
Paraglomus occultum is the source of this 1029-nucleotide messenger RNA. The record is from the annotation of a GenBank genome assembly. Lineage: Eukaryota; Fungi; Glomeromycota; Glomeromycetes; Paraglomerales; Paraglomeraceae.